AUGAAUGAGAACAGAACCAAAUUUAUGGAAAAAUUCAGAAAUAGAAAAAACCUAAUUAAUUUUAAAGGAGAAGAUUCAGAAAAUAAAAAAAUUAUAGGUCAUAUAGGAGGAGAAAAUUUUAGAAAGGAGAUAGACGAUUGGAUAAGUGAAGAUAAUACAAAUGUAAAUUUCACAGUUAAUGCUGAGAAAUCAAACAAAACCGUUGAAAUAUCAGGAACGCAUAUCUUAUAA
Plasmodium malariae is the source of this 231-nucleotide messenger RNA. RefSeq lists its product as uncharacterized. Lineage: Eukaryota; Apicomplexa; Aconoidasida; Haemosporida; Plasmodiidae. The record is from RefSeq and is a predicted model, not a curated record. Bases 1 to 231 code for a protein of 76 amino acids. The transcript has a single exon.